GACACGUUUCAGAUAUUUCACAUGAAGGACUUGGCGGCGGCUGCAGAGUUAAGAGCACAAUGUCCCCUGUAGAUUUUAAUCAGGGCUCGUAGACGGUGGAUGAUUGACAGUCGAGACGAGGCGUGGUGGUGGCCGUGAACAUGAUUGACAGCCACGAGAACUGUCCCAAUCACAUUAGAUAAAAAAAACAAACAUUAAAAACAAUACCUAGUUGGCUGCCAAUAAAAGCGGGAGUGUCCGGAACUGCGCCCCCUGGAAUCCCGAAGAAACCAGCUAGACAGCAGCCCCACAGGUCCCCUUACUCGCCACAAGUUCGAGGGCUUACACGCGGUACCCCUCACCCAGAAAGUAGACGUAUUCAGACAGAAAUCACCCAGAUACCAUUUGGAGGCAGUAUUUAAUGGCUGCUGACCGACAGGCGCUGAAAAACACUUUUGUGUCGUAAUCAUUUGCAUUACACAACUAAAUUAUACUCGACGUGUUUGAGCAGAUUUUCAUCUCUCGGUGUUUGAAGGGGGCGGCGCCCUGGCCCCCCGUGCUGGCCAGCCGGCCGCCCCUGAGACACAAUGUAUCCAUGUAAAGUAGCCGGUGCAACAAAUAAACGCAGCUUCCGCAUAGGACGCGUUGGAUCUAACGUAGCAAAUUUUACAAUGUCACUUCCACGAAUUUUGAAAUGACGUAAACACUUUUUUUUUUUUGGACAGUCUUUUUAAACGCCAUCGCCACAGACCGGAGGUGGAAAAAUGGAAGCGUGUUCGGAGGCUCCCGGGGGGGUCCCAGAGGAGCGGGUGGGAAGUCCCAGGAGAGGGUUAAAGGUGCAGCGGAGUGCGUCAGCUGAUGCGUCGCGUCACGUCAGGGAUACGGAAGACGGGGAUGGAUGGGAGCGUGUGUGUGUGUGUGUGUGGGGGGGGGGGUGACGGUCCCAGCUACGGCCAUUACCUCCCCGCCCCGCUCUCCUCCACACAGACGGCUCUUUCUCAACGCUGAUCAUGUGCCUCAGCCUCCGGCUUUCUCCGAGCUGCAGCGGCGGCAGCAGGAAGUUCACGUCCUCUUCGAGCCGGCUCUUAUUUUCUCCCUGCUCCUGACAGCAACACCGCCCCCCUCCACCACCACCACCACCACCACCCCUACCUCUUUUCACACUCUUCCUCUCCCGUCUCAUUGUCUCCGCCUCUGUCACACACAACAGGCUGCCCGGGUCCGGCGGCACCGUCUCGUCGCGGCAGAAGUGUGUAUGGUGCGGCGUGUGAGGGGGGCGUGGGGGGCAGGAAGGCAGGCAGGACCAGGGAGUUAGCAGCGAAUACCGGGACGGUCCCCUCCUUACACCCUCCUAGCACCCCGCCGCCCCGUUUUUUUUUGCUUCCUUCUCCCCCCCCCCCCAAGUCCGGCAGCGCUACGGUCAUGGAGGCCCCGGUUCGGGAGAGGGGACCGUCACCGGGGGACGGACGCCUGCUUCCCCCGACCCUCAGCCCGGCCGUGCCUACCUACGUCACGCUGGGGCUGACGGUGGUCUACACCGCCUUCUACUCGCUGCUGUUCGUCUUCGUCUACGUCCAGCUCUGGCUGGUGCUGCGCUACCGGCACAAGCGCCUGAGCUACCAGACGGUGUUCCUGUUCCUGUGCCUGCUGUGGUCGGCCCUGCGCACCGUGCUCUUCUCCUUCUACUUCAGGGACUUCGUGACGGCCAACACGCUGGCCCCCUUCCCCUUCUGGCUGCUCUACUGCUUCCCCGUCUGCCUGCAGUUCUUCACCCUCAGCCUGAUGAACCUCUACUUUGCACAGGUUGUUUUCAAGGCCAAAUCAAAGUAUGCACCAGAGCUUCAGAAAUACAGGCUGCCCCUGUACCUGUUCUUCCUGUUCAUCAGCCUGCUGUUCCUGGCAGUCAACUUGGUUUGUGCGCUGCUGGUGAGGAUGUCCAUCGCGGAGGCCCGGACCAUUGUUCUUGUGAGGGUCGCUAUCAACGACACGCUGUUCGUCCUGUGUGCCGUCUCGCUCUCCCUGUGCCUUUACAAGAUCGCCAAGAUGUCUCUGGCCAACAUUUACCUGGAAUCCAAGGGAACGUCAGUGUGCCAGGUGACGGCGAUAGGCGCCACCGUCGUCCUCUUGUACACAUCCAGGGCCUGCUAUAAUCUGGUGGUCCUGGCUCUCUCCAACAACAGAAUCAACUCCUUUGACUAUGACUGGUACAAUGUCUCCGACCAGGCAGACCUGCGGUCGACUCUGGGCGACGCCGGCUACAUAGUGUUUGGAGUGAUCCUAUUCGUGUGGGAGUUGCUCCCCACGUCUCUCGUGGUUUUCUUCUUCAGAGUGCGGCAGCCUACUCAAGACAUGAGUGGCUCGGGAAUUCCAGGUCACGUCUUCUCCUCAAGGGCCUAUUUCUUUGACAACCCACGGCGCUAUGACAGUGACGAUGACCUGGCAUGGAGCAUUAUCCCUCAGAAUAUCCAAGCCAGGCCAGUGUUGUAGUACUCGAGUCCAGGACUCGGACUCGAGUCCGACUCGAGUCCUGAUUUUCAGGACUCGUGACUUGACUUGGACUUGAGCACCGAUGACUCGGACUUGGACCCGAGCAUUGACUGCAUUCGGGCUCGGAAGUUGGAGAUGAGGACUCGGACUUGUUGAUAAAGACCGUUUGUUUGGCUAUUGUGUCACAAAGUAAAUAAACUCCCUUUGAAAUGGUGACAGCUGUGUCAUUUUGGUUUCAUGUAGACCUUUUUUAUUUGUAUGUCAGCUUUUUUUACGGUGCCAGAGUGGAGCACUGGAGCCCAUCUUGGAACUCAACUCAGACUCAACCUUGAUGACUCGGGACUCAGGUAAUGGGGACUUGGACUUUUCUCCGGUCACUCGGACUCGAACACCGGGGACUCCAGACUUGACUCGGACUCAAGGUUUAGUGACUCGACUACAACACUGUCUCAGGCGCACUAACGCCUUUUAUACUGGGCAGGACAUGCUGCCUUGGCCAUGAUGUGACCGCUCAGUGUUGUAUGAUGCCUGCUGGUGACACAUGAAUUUAUCCAACAGCUUUUCUUACAAGUUGCUAUGCGUAAAAACGUCUGUUAAAUGGGUAAAUGUGAAUGCAGAAAGUCAGGAGGAUCGAAUGCCGUUAAACCUGCCAUCAGAGGAAAGCACCUUCAAAUAAGGGAGAAUCACAGGACGGUAUUACG
Lampris incognitus (smalleye Pacific opah) is the source of this 3167-nucleotide messenger RNA. It is a transcript of the gene gpr137ba, whose product is annotated as G protein-coupled receptor 137Ba. The transcript is spliced from 7 exons. The record is from RefSeq and is a predicted model, not a curated record. The coding region runs from base 1402 to 2466 and encodes 354 amino acids. Gene Ontology annotation, biological process: regulation of autophagy; negative regulation of bone resorption; positive regulation of TORC1 signaling. Lineage: Eukaryota; Metazoa; Chordata; Actinopteri; Lampriformes; Lampridae. Gene Ontology annotation, cellular component: lysosomal membrane.